AAUUCCAUGACUGCACUUAUUGUAGCAGUGAAGGGUGGCUAUACUGACUCAGUAAAAGAAAUCCUGAAAAGGAACCCAAAUGUCAACUUAACAGAUAAAGAUGGAAAUACAGCUUUGAUGAUUGCAUCAAAGGAAGGACAUACUGAAAUUGUGCAGGAUCUUCUUGAUGCUGGAACUUACGUGAACAUUCCUGACAGAAGUGGCGAUACAGUGCUGAUUGGGGCUGUUAGAGGAGGUCACGUUGAAAUUGUGAGGGCCCUGCUCCAUAAAUAUGCUGAUAUAGAUAUCAGAGGUCAGGAUAAUAAAACUGCUUUAUAUUGGGCAGUUGAGAAAGGAAACGCUACGAUGGUGAGGGAUAUCUUGCAGUGCAACCCUGAUACUGAAACAUGUACGAAGGAUGGAGAAACACCACUUAUAAAGGCAACCAAGAUGAGAAAUAUUGAAAUAGUAGAGCUGCUUUUGGACAAAGGAGCUAAGGUCUCUGCUGUAGACAAGAAAGGAGAUACUCCUCUUCAUAUUGCCAUUCGUGGAAGAAGCCGAAAACUUGCUGAGUUGCUCUUAAGAAAUCCAAAAGAUGGUCGAUUGCUUUAUAGACCUAACAAAACAGGAGAAACACCUUACAAUAUUGACUGUAGCCACCAGAAGAGUAUUUUAACACAGAUAUUUGGAGCCAGACACUUGUCUCCCACGGAAUCUGACGGGGACAUGCUGGGUUACGACCUGUACAGCAGUGCUUUGGCUGAUAUUCUGAGUGAACCGACCAUGCAGCCACCUAUCUGUGUAGGCUUAUAUGCACAGUGGGGAAGUGGAAAAUCUUUCCUGCUUAAGAAACUGGAAGACGAAAUGAAGACUUUUGCAGGACAGCAGAUCGAACCUCUGUUUCAGUUCUCCUGGCUUAUUGUAUUCCUCACGCUUGUGCUGUGUGGAGGUUUGGGCUUGUUGCUUGCUUUCACAGUGGAUGCAAAGCUUGGAAUAGCGGUGUCACUCAGUUUACUAGCAGUUCUCUACAUUUUCUUUACUGUAAUUUACUUUGGUGGCCGAAGAGAAGGUGAGAGCUGGAGCUGGGCCUGGGUACUAAGUGCAAGGUUGGCAAGACAUAUUGGAUAUUUAGAGUUACUUCUCAAACUCAUGUUUGUGAACCCACCAGAAUUACCAGAGCAAACCACAAAAGCUUUACCUGUCAGAUUUCUGUUUACGGACUACAAUAGACUGUCCAGUGUAGGUGGAGAAACUUCAUUGGCUGAGAUGAUUGCUACCCUCUCUGAUGCAUGUGAAAGGGAAUUUGGUUUCUUAGCAACAAGGCUAUUUCGAGUUUUCAAGACAGAAGAUACACAAGGUAAAAAGAAAUGGAAGAAAACUUGCUGUCUCCCAUCAUUUGUGAUUUUCCUGUUCAUAUUGUCUUGCGUUGUUUCUGCGAUUGCUCUGCUGGCAAUUUUUAAUGUAGAACCAGCCAACAUGACAGUGAAUGUUAUUCUUAUAUCAGUUACCUGUGUUGUCGGUUUGGCCUUUAUCUUGAAUUGUCGCACAUGGUGGCAAGUGAUGGAUUCAGUUUUGAAUUCUCAACGAAAACGUCUUCACAAUGCUGCCUCCAAGCUUCACAAGUUGAAAAGCGAGGGGUUCAUGAAG
Eurypyga helias (sunbittern) is the source of this 1626-nucleotide messenger RNA. Its product is annotated as kinase D-interacting substrate of 220 kDa. Gene Ontology annotation, molecular function: protein binding. NCBI's taxonomy places the organism in Eukaryota, Metazoa, Chordata, Aves, Eurypygiformes, Eurypygidae. The annotation marks the transcript as partial. The transcript is spliced from 10 exons. The record is from RefSeq and is a predicted model, not a curated record.